AAUACAGAGACACACAAACAAAACUUCAUCUCUCUCUCUCUCCUCGCGGCUUUGCUUUCUCUCUCCUCGCCGAUCCCAAAUCCGGUUUCGCAUCCGAUGCGACCGUGAGGUGAGAGAUCGGUCUCCGAGGUUUCAUUUCUGAGGAUUUUCGUGCCCACCUGGGGAGCAGAUUUUCAAGUGAUUUUUGGUGCAGCAGGAGAUUUGAAAACAUGGACCACGAUGAGACAGGAUGCCAAGCUGCCCCUGAAGGUCCUAUUUUGUGCAUUAACAACUGUGGCUUCUUUGGAAGCGCAGCUACCAUGAACAUGUGUUCCAAGUGCCACAAGGAUAUGAUGUUAAAACAGGACCAAGCUAAGCUUGCUGCAAGUAUCGUGAAUGGAUCAUCAAGCAGUAAUGAACAUGAAUCUGUUGCUGCUGCUGUGGAGGUGCAAGUCACCUCAGUGGAGCCGAAGUCCGUCUCUGUGGAGCCAUCCUUUAGUUUUGGUUUUGGCUCAGGGGAGAGUAGCGAGGCAAAGCCGAAGGAGGGUCCAAAUCGCUGCACCAGCUGUAACAAGCGGGUUGGUUUAACAGGAUUUAAUUGUCGGUGUGGUAACCUUUUCUGUGCGGUACAUCGCUAUUCGGACAAACAUGGCUGCCCCUUUGAUUAUCGCACUGCUGCUCGUGAUGCUAUAGCUAAAGCCAACCCGGUUGUCAAGGCAGAGAAACUUGAUAAAAUCUAAAUCUGAUGGGGGUGGAGUUGCCAUGUGUUUGAAAAGUGAUUCUCAUCUUCAUCCGUGAGAUGACUUCAAGUUUGCUGCAUGUCUUAUUGGUGUCCUUUUAUAUUGUUAUAUUUGCUGGUGGAGGCAUGGCAUUAGGACAUCUCUGCACUUUGAAGAACUCUAUAUUUCUAGUGAUUGGCGAGAAUUUAUAUGUUGGCUCCAGUGUCUAAAGUUUAAUCUAUGCUGGUUUGGUGGACAUUGUCAUGGUUAGCUUUGUAAUUUGUCUAUUCUGUUUCCUUAUGGCAUCUCUCUCUAGUUUGUGCAAUUCUCAGACGGUUUGGACAACAUCCGUCAACGUUCCUGUGGCAGCAUUGUAAAUUAUCCAUUGCAUUCUUAGUUAUGAAUUUCACUGGGGAACCUAUAUUGUGAUGA
Molecule: messenger RNA, 1130 nt
Organism: Corylus avellana
Lineage: Eukaryota; Viridiplantae; Streptophyta; Magnoliopsida; Fagales; Betulaceae
Product: A20/AN1-like zinc finger family protein
Molecular function (GO): zinc ion binding; DNA binding
Source: RefSeq, a predicted model, not a curated record